CCACCUCGGUCCCCCAUCGCCCCCCAUCGCCCCCCGUCUGUUCGCCCCUUGCCGUCCUGAUGCCUGCCGCACGUCCGAAGAAAGAGACCGAUUCCGGUUCUGACGACAUGACACCCAAGGAAGGUCGCUCCGAAAACAGCAAGAUCAAGAGAAAGCGGCAGUCCCAAAGCUGUGAUGCGUGCCGCGCGCGCAAGGUAAGAUGCGCCAGAGAGAACUCGGACGAUCCCCAAUCGUCGUGCAAACAUUGCAUUGCCCUUGGAAUACCGUGCACUUAUGAUUAUCAGCCGAAAAAGCGAGGUCCGCCCAACCUCUACCUGCGUCGCUUGCAAGAGGCCGCUGCCGCCGCCGCCGCUCAACAGGAAAAUCGGGAGUCGGGCGAUACCGCCUCUCCCAUUUCCUCCCGUCACAGUAUUAGCAGCCCUAGCCAGGCAUCUGCCCCCACGCUUUCGGCUCAGUCAACUCCCACUUCCGGAUUCCUCGAACAAUCCUUGGGUGGUAUCUCAGCCCUCUCUCCAACCGCGUCGUUACCCCCAUCCCGCUUCACCAUCACUGCUGAUACGUUUCAUCCGAAUUUCCCCUCACUAACUUCGCCUACUCUGAACUCAACUGCGUUCAGCGCUUCUCGCCUUCCUGAUCGGUCACGUUCUGUUACUAUUGAUGAAACCCCCACGUUCCCGUCUCCGACAGAACAAUUCAGCACCUAUCCAUUAUACAACUGGUCGUAUCGACAGCAUCAGGUCAUACCAGCACCCACAGCCCUACCUGCCCUUUCCUAUUAUUAUCGACCUCACCGACUAGAGGACGUAGCCCCCCGCGAUACGAUCUUGCUAAUCGUAGCUCUUUUCUUCGACUUUGUCUACCCCUUGACUCCAUGCGUACACAAACCUUCUUUUAUGGCCGAUCUUCAUGCCCGUCGAGAAGAACGGGAUCCUCUCUUCUUCGCUUUAGUCAUGUCAACUGUGGCAUCUACACUCGUCCAAUUGCCGCGAUCGUAUCUACCAAUGGAGCGGCAUACCGUUCGGAAGCUUGCUCAAACAUGUCAUGAAGCAAGCAGGCACAUUUCGGUUGCUUCUUAUGACCCUCCAACAUCUAUGCAUGUGGUUAUCCGUUAUUUUGAUUGUGUCUAUCACUUCUGUGAAGGACACGAUGCAACACAGCACGCGGCAUUUGGAGAGGCUGCUCACAUCGCUGUCACCCUUCGCAUGCACGAGGAAGCCUCGUACGAGGGUCUAGAUUUCGUGGAAUGUGAGGUCCGCCGGCGUACCUUUUGGUUGCUGUUCGGAGCGGACAAGUCCAUGUCCAUCCUCCUCGGUCGACCAAUCUGUCUUAGGGAUGAGGACUGUACUGUCCACUUUCCAAAGGAGCUCGAUGACGAAUACAUCACGCCGAGUGCGUACCUCCCACAGCCCCACGGGAAGACGUCUUUGGUGUCGGGACUCAACUAUAUUACCCGGAUCUUUGCUUUGCUUGGCGAGAUACUGGUUCGAAUUCGAGUGGACAAGCGCUCUCCGCCGCAAGGACAAUACGCGACCGCACGUCUCGAGGAAGUUCAAUCCCUACACGGCCGGAUCCUAGGGGCCCUCAUUCAUGCGCCAGAGCCACUUCGAUUGAAACAAACCCAUGCUCAAUCGCAUCUGUCUUCGGACUACGGUGGAGCAGGGUUCAGGCAGGCGACUUUCGCGGAAGUCAAGGACUUCUUCGAUAACCCGAACGCUUCUCGGGCGAACGCCCUCAAUCCCUUCCUCGUCAUGCAAGCAAACCUAUAUGUGACUCAGCAACUCGUCCGAUUCGUGAUCGAGCAGUAUCGAGACGAGCUUGUGACUGCCAUCCGAGGGAACAAUCACGAACAACGCAUCUCUGAAGACCGGGAGGCCGUAGCCAGUGAUCUUCUUAACAUACUCCACAACAUCCCCAUUCAAUCUAUUGCGACCAACGGCCCUUCACUUGUCCAUAAAGUUCGGUUCGUCGCCUCCACACUGCUAGACGCUGUGCGGAAGGCAGAGACGGCGCCUGCAACGGCAGCACGAGCCCAUGCGUUCCUCUGGGACUUUUUGUCUAUCUUGUCCGAGAUUGAACGGAAUUACCUAUUGGACGAUGACAGGGAUGGCACAUCUAGCGGGGACGGCAUGCCAUUGAUGGGGGGCAACUAGGCCAGACGUUGACCAAUCCUUCAAUGUGUUGAUUUUUUUUUCUUCUGGGUUCAAAGUUUCUUAUGACUGCUAUGCUUUCCUGCCUAUACCCAACGUGCAACCAAAUAUGCAUGGGCUACAUCUGCUAUACUGUUUAUUUGUUGCUGUAUUAUUUUGCUCCUUCCAUCGUACCACGAUAGCUAUCGAGGUUUCCCCGUGUAUUGAUACCUUGACCAUAUCCCGAGUCUGAACGUUGAACGCUUCGACCAUUG
Molecule: messenger RNA, 2401 nt
Organism: Heterobasidion irregulare TC 32-1
Lineage: Eukaryota; Fungi; Basidiomycota; Agaricomycetes; Russulales; Bondarzewiaceae
Exons: 12
Coding region: 60-2150 (696 amino acids)
Biological process (GO): DNA-templated transcription; regulation of DNA-templated transcription
Molecular function (GO): zinc ion binding; DNA binding; DNA-binding transcription factor activity, RNA polymerase II-specific
Source: RefSeq, a predicted model, not a curated record